GUGAAGGCGCUCUGUGGGCAGGUGGCCGUCUUCGAGCUGAAAACCGCGAAGCUGGUCCUGCAGCUCCCCUGCCAUGAGAAGGCGGUUCGUUGCUUCGACCGCCAUCCCUCGGAGGAGUGGCUGGUGACGGGAUCCUUCGACAAGACGGCGCUGGAGGAGCGGCCCUGGUCUUCAGCCUUGGAGCGGCUGGGCGCUCUGCUGCCGAGCGCCCGGCGCGAGGAGCUCGUCUCGCUUGUGCGCCACGCCCUGGCGCGCGCCGCGCCGCGCGAGCUGGAGCUGCUGCGGGCGGCGGAGGAGAUGGCAGCGCUGCCGUUUUCCUCGCCCACGGAGGAGGAACUCCUGGAACGUCUCCAGCGCUUUGAGCAAUUUCUUCGCUCUCUACCUGGCAGGCCUCGACUGGUCACCGUGGCGCGCUCCGUGGUGGAUGGCUUUUGCCCCAUGCGCUUCCUCUGCCGAUUGGAGACCCAGCUCUUGGAGGUGCUUCGAAGGCUUUAUGGCUCACUGGAGGUGGUCUACAGCGAUGAGCUGGAUGCCAAGGAGCUGGCGUAGUCGGCAUAGUCCGACCCUGUCCUUGGCAGAAAAAGGAGAUUCCGUGGAGCUUUAAGCACGAGUGUUCAAAGGCACCGGGACCAAACCAGAAUGUGACUUGGCACAGCCAGCCCAGCCCCCCAAACAUCCAACAAACAUCGGGAGGCUGGUAGAACCCCG
This is a messenger RNA of Durusdinium trenchii, 708 nucleotides long. The record is from the annotation of a GenBank genome assembly. Lineage: Eukaryota; Dinophyceae; Suessiales; Symbiodiniaceae.